Messenger RNA from Ilex paraguariensis (yerba mate), 525 nucleotides. The record is from the annotation of a GenBank genome assembly. Lineage: Eukaryota; Viridiplantae; Streptophyta; Magnoliopsida; Aquifoliales; Aquifoliaceae.
AUGGGCGAAUCAUUCCCAGUGGCCAAACAAAAGGAAUCCACUGUUUGGGCUGGCACAAUCAAUUUGAAUGGUUAUGUUAGUGUUGAAACCACAGCUCAAGCUGAAGAGUGUGUGGUGGCUAGAAUGGCAAAGCUAGCAGAAGAUGCUCAAAACAACAAAUCGAACACUCAAAGAUACAUACACAAAUGCACCAAGUACUAUACACCAGCCAUUAUGGCUAUAUCAGCUUCUUUGGCAGUUGUUCCUGCGGCACUAAAAGUUCACAAUCGCAAUGAAUGGUAUCACUUAGCCCUGGUUGUUCUAGUAAGUGCAUGUCCAUGGGCACUUAUUCUCUCUACACCGGUUGCCACAUUUUGUGCACUUUCAAAGGCAGCAACAUCAGGUCUUCUGAUCAAAGGAGCAGAGUAUCUUGAAACUUUGGCUAAGAUAAAAAUCAUGGCUUUUGACAAAACUGGGACAAUAACUAAAGGAGAAUUCAUAGUGGAAGAUUUUCAAUCUUUCUUGGACAAUGGUUGCAAGCAUUGA